AGUGGAGUCCACCAUGAGGCCUGGUAGUCGGGUCAGGGCUGCCAAAUGCCAGAUGCUGGCCACCAGCUUCUUUGUCUUGCUGCUGGGCUUCGCUGUGGCCACCGUGGCAGUUCUCACAUACAUCGGAGAUCAUUUUGCCAUCAUGAGCCAUGUGUCAUUGGAGAGGAACCCGUAUGAUGCCGUGCACCACUGGGCCUUCUAUGUGGGGAUCAGCCUGGCAGCCCUGUUGAUCCUGGGGGCCUCCCUGAGCACCACAGCUGCAGUGAAGGAGGCCCAGGGCCUCAUGGCUGGGGGCUUCCUGUGCUUCGUUCUGGUGUUCUGUGCCCUACUGCAGCUGGCCUACUGGAGGUUCCGCAGCCCCACCCAGGUGGAGGAUGCCAUGUUGGACACCUAUGAUCUUGUGUAUGACCAAGCAGUGAGAAGCCCAUCCAGCAUUCACAGGCAGGAGCUGGCUGCUAUCCAGGACACAUUUCAGUGCUGUGGAAAGAGAUCUCCUUUUGGAAUUCUGGAGAACUCCGAAGCUGACCUGUGUCAGGGUGAGGAGGCUGCAAGAAAGGACUGCCUGCAGAGCAUCCAGCACUUCCUGAGAGCCCACCAAAGCAUCAUCUCCAUGUUAACCAGUGCCGGCCUGGCCCUCACGGUAUAUGCCAUGCUGCUCAGCUCCUUCCUCUGGUUUGCCAUCCUCUCCAGUUACCACUUGGACCGCAAAGGCACAUACACAGUGAACCCACGAACUCAUGGCUGCCAGCCCCAGGAGUCCAGCCUCUUCAGAUGUUCCCAGGGAGAGACCAAUACCUCAACAUUCCUCUGAAGCAGAGACUCUUGCUGACUAUUAGGACCCAGGAGAACACUUCGCUGUCCUCUGUGGCCCUGGGACUCAUGCUCUGUUCCAGCCCCCUGUCCUGCCACCUGUCUGAAGACAUAGCGGUGAAGAUACCUACCAGGCAGUGGCCCUCAUGUGACUGAUCCUUAAGGGAGUUGUCCUCCACAUAGUGGGGCCCAGAAAAGGGGAGAAGACUCACCAAGCACGCAGACUCCCUGUAGAGUACAUGUCAUCCUGCAGGGACUAAGACAGGGUGAAGGAGAUAGGCCAAGCAGUAGGGAACUCAGGCAAACCCAGCACUGGGAAGGAUGCUGUCUUAUUACUGCCAUCACGGCACUUGUUCUCUAUAUUUUGUAACAAAUAGUACACACAGUGGCUUAGAGCUGCACUUAUUCACUCUGUUAUGGUUUCUGGGUCAGAGUCCAGGUGUGUUGGGCAGGCUCUGUGUUCAUGAGGCCAAAAUCAAGGGGACAAGAAGACUAGGCCCGAUCCAGAAGCAGCCAGAGGUGGGGGUUGGGGGGUGAUCUUCUAGGACCACUCUGGCUCUUGGAAAAAUCCAGUUUCUUAAAAAAAAAAAAAUCCAGUUUCUUGGAGUUGCAGAUCUGACAUCACUUGUUACUUGCUGGCUUCAUCAAGGGUCUCUCUCUUGGCUCUUUGAAGUCACCCCAUUCCUCUCUGCGUCCUCUUCACCUCCAGAUUAAGGAGGUAGGCUAAAAUGUCCAUAUGGGAGGAUCCUUGUGGUUCAGAUUCUAUGACUUCUGCCAGCUGGAAAAGCUCUCUUCCUGUGAGGCCCCUUGAAAAAUUUAAGACCACCCAAAUAAUCUCCCUAUCUGAAGGAGAAUCUUUUCUUUUAUAUUAUGAUCAAAUACACAUGACCUAAAGUUUCCAUUGUAAUCCAUUAUUUAAGGGCACAGUUCAGGGGCAUUAAGCCACCACUGCUGUCCAACUCCAGAACUUUCUCAUUUCCUUCAAAUGCUAUAGCUCUCCUUAGAGGCUCUCAUAUGUGUGAAAUCCUGUAAGGUUUGCCCUUCUGUGGUUGGCUUGUUUUAUUACAUAGUGUCUUCCAGAGCCAUCCAAAUUGUAGCAUGUGUCAGAACUUCUGUUAGAGAAAUUGUAUCGGAUUUACAGUGGUCUCACAGUCACUUGUUCUAAGGGUUUAAGGCAGGACAUGGAAAAGGCAGAGAUUUAGAAAUCCUGUCUUAGCCAGGCAAGGUGGCACA
Messenger RNA from Octodon degus (degu), 2043 nucleotides. It is a transcript of the gene Tspan32, whose product is annotated as tetraspanin 32. The transcript is spliced from 9 exons. The coding region runs from base 14 to 811 and encodes 265 amino acids. Gene Ontology annotation, cellular component: membrane. The record is from RefSeq and is a predicted model, not a curated record. Lineage: Eukaryota; Metazoa; Chordata; Mammalia; Rodentia; Octodontidae.